AUGGUUGUUGAUUCGUCUCACGAUUAUGGACAUAUAACGGUGGAAAAGGUAAGGAAUAUGGAAUUCGGUACCUUGGGAGAAGCAAGGGAGUUCUAUGCUGGUUAUAGUAGAGUAAAAGGUUUUGCUAUUCGAAAGAGUAAAAGGGUAAAAAAUGUCAAAAGAGAGGUGGUCAGAUAUAAUUUUGUGUGCAAUAGAGAGGGGUUCAAGCAGAGGAAGUGGUUGGCGAAGUUUGAUAUAAAGUGGGAGUACAAGCCUGUUACUAAGUGUGGAUGUCUAGCAAAGCUAAGGAUCAAGCGGAAUGCUGCUAAUGGAAAGUGGUGCAUUGGAAGAUUUCUUGAUGAUCACAAUCACACUUUACUCCCGAGAUAUUUGUAG
Molecule: messenger RNA, 375 nt
Organism: Arachis stenosperma
Lineage: Eukaryota; Viridiplantae; Streptophyta; Magnoliopsida; Fabales; Fabaceae
Product: putative protein FAR1-RELATED SEQUENCE 10
Exons: 1
Coding region: 1-375 (124 amino acids)
Source: RefSeq, a predicted model, not a curated record